This is a messenger RNA of Chelonus insularis, 1111 nucleotides long. It is a transcript of the gene or, whose product is annotated as AP-3 complex subunit sigma-2 or. Gene Ontology annotation, cellular component: intracellular membrane-bounded organelle; membrane coat; AP-3 adaptor complex. Bases 286 to 861 code for a protein of 191 amino acids. Gene Ontology annotation, biological process: intracellular protein transport; Golgi to vacuole transport. The record is from RefSeq and is a predicted model, not a curated record. Lineage: Eukaryota; Metazoa; Arthropoda; Insecta; Hymenoptera; Braconidae. The transcript has 3 exons.
UAUUCGUUGCAUCAACUAGUGCAGUGCUUGUCAAUAUUUUCACAGUAGUACUGUGUUUAUAAGCUGUAAUAUUUAUUAUAAAAAAUUUAUAAUUUUUAUUACCAAAAUAAUUAUUAUUGAAAAAACUUAAUAGUUAGAGCUUAAAUAUGCUCUUUAUAAGAAUAGUUAAUAAACAUACAUGACAGAUGACUUCCUAACCUCAACUAUUAUAAUCUUCCCAUAAAUUUUAAUUUUUCGAAUCAAUUCAAAAAUAUUUCACAUUUGAUUAAAAUAUUUUUUCAAAUCAUGAUUAAGGCAAUUUUAGUAUUUAAUAAUCAUGGAAAGCCACGUUUAUCGAAAUUUUAUCAUUAUUUCAAUGAAGAUAUGCAACAACAAAUAAUAAAAGAAACAUUUCAACUGGUAUCUAAAAGAGAUGAUAACGUGUGCAAUUUCUUAGAAGGUGGAAGUUUGAUUGGUGGAUCAGAUUAUAAAUUGAUUUAUAGGCACUAUGCCACACUUUACUUCGUAUUUUGUGUUGAUAGUUCAGAGUCUGAACUGGGAAUAUUAGAUUUAAUCCAAGUUUUUGUAGAAACGCUAGAUAAAUGUUUUGAGAAUGUUUGUGAACUAGAUCUCAUCUUCCACGUAGACAAAGUGCAUUACAUUCUCAAUGAAUUAGUGAUGGGUGGAAUGGUUCUAGAAACUAAUAUGACUGAGAUACUUACAAGGAUCGAGGACCAAAAUAAAUUAGAAAAACAAGAGGCGGGAAUUACAGCAGCCCCAGCAAGAGCUGUCUCUGCAGUGAAAAACAUGAACAUUCCACAGCAAAUUAAGGAUAUGAAGUUACCCGAUUUACCACAAGCUAUAAAAGACUUGAAAUUCUGACCAGCAAUAUCAUCUUUAGAACCUCGCUGACGGAAUAUUUCUAGAGAAUGUGCAAUCAAUUUAAAAUAUGAAAUCUAUUUACCUACAAUACCAUUAUUUAUAUUUUGAUAAAUGUAAUCAAAUCAUACGUUUUCUUUAUCAAAUGAUUUAACAAGACGAUCGACUUCACAUUUAUAAUUAAUAUAAUAUUAUUAGACAACAUUUAUAAAUAAUAAUAUUAAUCCAUUCAGUACAACCUCUGAUUAUUAUG